This is a messenger RNA of Prunus armeniaca (apricot), 972 nucleotides long. The record is from the annotation of a GenBank genome assembly. NCBI's taxonomy places the organism in Eukaryota, Viridiplantae, Streptophyta, Magnoliopsida, Rosales, Rosaceae.
AUGGAAGAACAAACGAAAGAAUUGAAGCAGAAUUUGACGAAGAGAAGAAUUGAAGAGCAGAAGCAAGAGGAUCAAGCUCAUUUUGCACCUGAUUACUACAUCUGCAAUCCAUAUACCAAGCAAUGGACUGCUCUUCCUCCCACCUCUCGAGUUCAUCGGGGACCAGUACUAACAGGAUUCACGUGCGACCAUCCCUACUAUUACCGUGAGGAACUUGUUGGUAACCGAACAAGUUCUAAUAACAUCAAGCUUAAUGCUGAGUACAAGUACAGGGUUGUGCGAAUUCCUGCAGUUCAAAAGAAUUGUUUGGAGUUCACAGUGGAAAUCUACUCUUCUGAGACUAGUGAAUGGAGAGAGCGUUGCUUACAAAUCAGUGGCCUUCUUAUUGGGGUGGAUCCGUUCAACAACAUUAACCGCACUAUUUUGACCGGUGCUAGUGCUAAUACUACUGGUGAUAUUGUCGUCAACAACGAAUUAUGUCGUUUCGUUCAAUUCCAUAAGCCCGAAUACAACAUUGAACGUGUUGAGUGCCUAGGUGUGUGUCAAGGGCGUCUGCGAAUGUGCCAUUUUGAUCUGGAGGAUCCCUACCAAAGUGGCAUUGUGUGUGUUUGGGAGCCGAAAGAAGUCGAAGAAGAAGAUGAUCAGAAGGCGGAUGGAAUUGCAGGCAGAUUGAUGAAAUGGCGUUUGAUUAAAAAGGUUAACCUGAAGGAAAUAUUGGUUGCGGAAAAUUCUGACUUGCUCGAUGGCAGGCAAUGUCGAAAAGGACGGUGCUUUGCCAGGGUAAGGGCUUUUGACACAAACGAUGAGGAUAUUUUGUAUAUAGAAUUGGAAGGAGAUAUUGUAACAUGCAACUUUCGUACAAGAACUUCGUUCGAGAGAGAGAGAAUCAGGACAAGAGAUGGAAUUGAUGAUGAGUUGACAAAGGCCUUCCCGCUUUUGCUCCCACGUUGGCCCACACCACUUCCUAAUUAA